This is a messenger RNA of Endocarpon pusillum Z07020, 1098 nucleotides long. RefSeq lists its product as uncharacterized. The record is from RefSeq and is a predicted model, not a curated record. Bases 1 to 1098 code for a protein of 365 amino acids. Gene Ontology annotation, biological process: protein quality control for misfolded or incompletely synthesized proteins; mitochondrial protein processing. The transcript has a single exon. Gene Ontology annotation, cellular component: mitochondrial inner membrane. NCBI's taxonomy places the organism in Eukaryota, Fungi, Ascomycota, Eurotiomycetes, Verrucariales, Verrucariaceae. Gene Ontology annotation, molecular function: metalloendopeptidase activity.
AUGGCAGCACGGCUGGCACGAUCUGGCUUCUGGUGCCAUUUACCGAACUAUCCUCGCCCGAUUCCUCGACAACCCUCUCCCAUCCAGACCCUCCGACUAAACCGCUUCGCCUCAUACCAAAGAUUCCCUGGUCGAGGACCACAACAAACUCAGUACCGCACGCGGUUCCGACCCAUUAACCGCGUACAAUAUGUAUGGAAUAACUACAGACGGCAGAUCGCAACGGUCGGGGUCGGUAGUGGUGUGGUAUAUGUCUACAAUCUGGAGCCAGUUCCUAUCACGGGGCGGCGUCGCUUCAAUAUCCUGUCCGCCAAGACAGAGAAAUCGAUCAUGGAAGGUGGAUACCCGUUAUUGCUGGAAGAGCUGAAAGGGAAGAUCCUCCCAGCCGAGCACCCAUACACGAGAAUGGUUGCCAAUGUCGUCGAGAGACUUCUACCAGCUGUAAAAGAGUUGGCUGGAGAUGAAUGGAGGGUGCAUGUGAUCAAUGAUCCAAAGCAGAUGAAUGCAUUCGUCAUGCCGGGAGGCAAGGUCUUUGUCUUUACGGGCUUGCUUCCUAUCUGUGAAGACGAGGAUGGCCUGGCGGUUGUCCUGGGUCAUGAGAUCGCACACAACGUCGCACAUCAUGCUGCUGAGAGGUUAUCAAGGAGUAUCUUCACCUGGCCCUUCAUAGCUGCCGCAAGCAUUAUACUGGAUGUCUCGGGCGGUACAGUCCAGUUCAUCACCGACCUGAUCUUCAGCCUCCCAAAUAGCAGGACGCACGAAGCAGAAGCCGAUCACAUCGGUCUCCUAAUGAUGGCCCAGAGCUGCUACAACCCCGAAGCGGCUAUUCCGUUCUGGGAGAGAAUGAAAGAAGCUCAGAAAGGGGCUCCUCCACAAUUCCUGUCCACGCAUCCCAGCGACUAUAGCCGGAUCAAAGCUAUCACCGAGUGGCUACCCGAAGCCAAGGACAAGUAUCAAGAAAGCGGGUGUGGGUUGACCGGUGGGUAUGCACGAAAAUUCAGUCAAGCCUUCGGCAAGCAAGGCGUCAUGGGCAGGAAACAGCCAGUUAUUUUUCAGCCAGCAAGAUCACCACAGCAAGAAGACGACGAUCUUUGGUGA